Molecule: messenger RNA, 8604 nt
Organism: Pecten maximus
Lineage: Eukaryota; Metazoa; Mollusca; Bivalvia; Pectinida; Pectinidae
Product: nucleolar protein dao-5-like
Exons: 4
Coding region: 436-4374 (1312 amino acids)
Source: RefSeq, a predicted model, not a curated record
UAAUACCUACUCAGUCACAGGUAGAUCGUUAGUGGGACCACUGAUAUAUUGGUGUAUGGGACGUUUUUUCUGUCACCUGUCAAAUAUUUUUCGGUUUAGAUAGUUUUCGGAAAAACUGAAGAUUUUGAAAAUUCGUCAAGUGUGUUGUAAUCAAGGGGAUAAUUCUGUGGGAUAUAUUCAUGUACUUGUGUGUUUUGAAAGUAAGUCAUAUUUAAGAAAAUAACAAAACAAGAUUUUCUCUAAGAACACCUGUAUGUGGAGUAAAAGUGGCCUUGAUAUUAAACAUCAAUCAUAGUAUGGACUGGAUAUAAAUACAGAUUGGUGUGUGGAAUUGUGUAGAACAACCUCAACACAAUGUUGACAUUCUUCUUUGAUCAUCGCUGACCUGUUAAACAGGUGCUUGGAAAAUACCAUACACAGACUUGAGGUACCAGGAUGGGCCAACAACAGUCUCAGACGGCCAGUAGGGAGCCAGUGGUGCGGCGACCACCUUCACGGCCUACAGCUCCACCUAGUGCCCGACCGGUCAGUGAUCUUGGCCCUAAGGGACCCAGUUACAACAACCCUGUAAACAAAGUACUCCCUGCAGUGCUACCAACAAAGCACCAGCUACGCCCAGUGUCUCAGGAAAUGAGUAAGAUCAUUCCAAACUACAAAGAUAUCUACGCAUACGACGAUGACGACGAUGACGACAACGAUAGUCUGGAAACUAACCAUGUGAUGGACCAUGAACUGAGUAAUGGGAAAAUGCCGCAUAGUAAUGGCAGUAUUCCUAAUGGCAAAAUGGCUCAUUCUGAAACGGGAAGUGUAGCUAGUGACAGUAGUUCAUCUGGACGAACACAAAGUGUUUCUUUUGAUCCUGCAAGGAAGUACAAAGUUCAUCGACGCCAACAGUCAGCAACAUCUAGUCUGUACAGUCGAGAGAACACCAUUGAGGAAGAAUCAAAAGAAAGCCUGGAAUUGCGCGGAAAGCUAGAUUCAAUGUCUACAUCAUGUCCUCAGGUGUCUAUCCCAGUCAGGAGUACAUUUGAAAUGGACUCGUCACUUAACAUGACCUACGCCCAGUUGGCAGAGGCUAGGCGCAAUAAGACUCUAUCAAUGAUAGAACAAAAAACUGGUAAACGGAUAGAAGAUCUCAGUAAUGAUCUAUCUGAACACACCAGUCGCCCCGUCACUAACUUGGUUCGGUCUAAUUCAGCCAAGUCCACAAAGAGUAUGGAUGCUCUAGAUGGACGAAAGAAGAAACAAAGAGCACCAGCUCCUCCUGUGAAUCGCCCUCCUGCCCCUCCUGCUCCAGUUACCUCUAAAUCUGCCCCCUCAACUCCACGAGGACCAAUCCGAUCGAUGUCCCAGCAAGUACCCAAACGGCCAGCUAAUCCGCCUCCUGUUUACAAUCGGGGUUAUUCGGUACAAUUUGAACCCCCAGCUGAUUAUGACAUGGAGGACAUCUCUAUUCCUCCUCCUCCACCUCUGCAGGGCAUUCUUAAAACCAGCAAGUCCUAUCCCAAGCCUAGGUCCAACAAUGUUGAAUAUGUAGACAGUAAUGGAACAGAAAACAAUGAUAGGCAAAUGAAGGAGAGAAAACCACCAUCACGAACAAACAGUCAGAGGGUUCCCCCUAUUGUGGCCCCAAUACGCCAGGAGGACCCUCUGCUGCUGGAGAUACAGAGACUGGCAGAGAAGAAGGCAGCAAGAAGACAGAUGUCCGAAGAAAAUGAAAAAGAAAAGCAACGAGUAGCUGAGGAAGAGCGAGAAAAGGCGAUAAAGGCAGAGGAGGAAAAAAUAAAGCAGAAAGCUGCAGAGAAAGAGUUGGUUGCAAUGAAAGAAAAGGCAGCUGAUCAUGAAAAGUCAAACACAACUGGUGCUUCCAAGGACACUGAACCUAAUUUAGUCUUUUUGAGUGGCAGUGUCAAACCUCCUCUACAGAAACAGGAUGCUGUUGAGGAGGGGUUAAAGGUACCUCCUCCCCCUCCUCCCCCAGAAAUGAGUGCUCCUACCCCCAACUCCACACCAGGGACAACAUUGGAAAGAAAGCCUUCCACAACAUCCUCAUCCAGUUCUGCGGACAGUGCAAUGCGACGCCUAAGCUCCUUAUUACAGCAUGACAUUAAGAUUGCUGCACAAGCAAAGGCCACUAAAAUUGUCAAGAAAUCUACAAAAGUGAAAGAGAAGCCCAAGGAUCCUGCUGAGGUGUUCAGAGAGCAGCUGGCUAAGGCUGCAUCUGACCGCGAAAAGAGGAGCAAGACGGAGAUGAGUAUCGACGAGUUGAUGAAGAAGAAACGUGAGGAGGAAAACAAUGUACCAGUAACCGGUAAAGUAGUAGAAAAGGAGACUGGAAAACAAAAUGUGUUCACGUCAGACAAACUUGUGAUGAAGAAGCAAGAGAGUAAUAAUGUCAAAAAGCCGAAAGAAGUUCUCACACUUGACUUAGAUACAAAUGAAUAUUCAAAACCAAGGUUUGAGAAAAAGUCCAAGAAAAAGGAAAGUAAAGUUAUUGAGAGUAAUGGUUCUCUGGCUAAGAAUUCCCGCCAGCGUCCUCCGGAGUCCGAACCUGAGGAUGAGGAGGUGGACGAGGUGAAUGAUGUUCGGAACUCUAGUAUAUACACACGAGAAGACUGGACACCAUGUGAUGAUCUAGACUCGGAUGACAAUCUCUCUGAUAAAGAUCAAAUGGUGACAUCACGUGGGUAUGUUCAGGGCUUCAAGUCUACCAUUGUACCAAACAAGGUCAAUGAUCUCAAGAUUAAAGAAAAGAAGGGCAAGGGCAAGGAGAACAAAUACACAAAACGAAACUCAGAAAUGGGAACUGAUGAUCGGAGAAAGUAUGAUAGCAUCAAGAGAUUCAAAAAAACUGUUCAUAAAAGUGUCAGAAAUGCAUUUGGAUCCAUCAGCAAAGCCGGGGGAAAGAUCCUUAACAGACAAAAAUCUGAAGACUUAGAGGUAAUGAAUGAACCACCACCUCCUCCACCUAAUUGGAAGCUGAGGAGUUCUGUUUCGGCUCCACAGGGCAUGAAUCAGAAUUUGGAAUCGGAGCAGGCAUUAAAAUAUAUGGUACCUCACGGCUUCAGUGACCAUAACUCUGAUUCUUCUGAUGAUGAGGAUUAUGGAAAGAUGCGUGUGAAUUUUGGACCAGAGGUGGAUCAAACAGAUGAAGAUGAGGACAGUGAAAAAGAAGAGAUACAUCAGAUGAAGCGAGCUGGUGUUGCUUAUAUUGGCAAGAAAGGUCAGAUCGUUGUCCUUCCAGAAUAUGAAAAUGUUUCAACAGGAAAGGACAGAAAAAAUACUGGUGAAUUUGAAGGUCAUGCACCAAAAAUUUACCAGAAAAAGAAAAAAUUUACAUUUGAUGACACGGUGCGUAAGAAGGAAAGGCUAAAACGAGAGGAGAUGCUGAAGGAGGAAGUUAAAAGGGAGGAAGGAAAGCGUGAGGAAGAGCGACUCAAGGGGGAGGUGAAGGAAAAGGAGAUGGAAAGAGUGCGUGAAAUGGAAGCUCGGGAACGACUCCAAAGGCUUGAAACACAAGCUCAAAUACAGCAGCAGUUGCUGCAACAACAACAGAUGGGUAUCUUAUCUGCCCCACCCCUACCCCCUCCAGCUGGGUUCCAACAGGGCUACAAUGCUUCCGUGGACUAUUCCCAGCUACUAUCCCAGUCAAACCUUCCACAGUCGGGCUUCAACAUACCUUUUGGCUCACAGCCCAUGUUUUCGGCCCCAAUGUACUCGGGUAUGCCCAACAUGUCCCUGGAGGAUUUUUCGCAGUACAUGAGAAUGAUGGGCAUGCAGGGUUCUGCACCAAACCCACAGCAACAGUAUGCCUUCAUGUUAAACAGUGUCAACCUGGCCAAUCAGGGUGGGUUUGACAGAAUGCAAGGUGGUGGUCUACUUCACAUGCUUGGGCACCAGGACAGUGCUAAAUAUUUCAAAACUUCCUCUCAGGAGUAUUUAGAUAGUGACAGGAACCAAGUGUUCAAUAACUGGGUCGGUCCUACCAAACAGCCUGCCUCCAAGGCAACUGUUGUACCCACACCUCAAAUAGUGCAAUCGUCUGGUGGUAUGACAGUUAGUUCAAACUCUGUAACGGUCAGUGGGCCUCGUGUGUCCACUCAUAGUGGUGGUCAGAUAAGGACAAACAUUAUGGUUAACGAUGAUGAGUCGGAUACAUCUGAUGGUCUAUCGCCACAGAACGCUGCCUUGGCCUCAGCAGCUGCUGCAACGACCAAUGAAGGUCCCACCAUUAUUAGCGGGUUUGGUGGUGAUGGGGGCCAUCGGACCAAGAUCUCUGUGAGCGGGUUGCAUAACCAGCGAGGCUGUAACAGACAGACAAGCUUCUCCUCGGUCAGUUCCCAGCCCGGGAGUGAGACAAGUGCUGAGAGGUGAUCUAUGUCCUCGGUUGUUUUGUACAUAAACUGACUAUUCAGGAACCUCUCCAUCCCAAAGUGACCAUUGGUGAGUGGUCAGCCCCUGUGGAAAACCUAGCAGAAUGACCUGCUCGCGUUUAACAGACCUAGUCACAAACUGACCACAACCCAAUCAGGGGAGGUAAACAAUGAAAUUUCUAUUCAGGGGAGAUAAUCCAUGAAAUUCAACAUGAAUACCAAGCUGCAUGGUGAUUCUCUAUGUAGGACACUUACACACCACGGAGGUCCAUGUAUUUUGCUACGGAUGGUAUUUCAACAGAAGGUUAUGGGAAAGAUUCCGUAAAAAGACAGUAAAUGGCACAAUUUUGUCUGGACUUAUGGAAUGCAUGUUUGAGAAGAAAUUCGCUGUGUGAGUGGUGAUUUAUGGAAAUGUUACAAAAUACAAUACACAUUGUAUAUGGUAUUGACCAUUUAUAUACUGUGGAUUAAGCUGUAUAGCUGGUGCCUGCAGGAAUCAUUUCAUUGGAUAUGUUGAAAGGUUCAUGGAUAUUAUAUUUGAGGAUGUACAGAAAUAUUCUAUGAAAUGUUCCAUGUUAAGUUUACACAUCUACUCUACUGUGUUCAUGAGUGUCUUGACACAAGCCUGUCAAAUGUGGGGAACAAAGGACUGCCACAUUGACAGUGAACCCAAGAGAAUUUAAUUCCAGGUGCUAGAAACAGAUGUUUUUGAGUGUGAAGAAAAUGAUCGUCAUUCUGCUUGGAAUUAUAGUGCCAGAAAUGUUGACAAUGGCAGACAGUAUUGGGUUUAGGGAGCUUGUUGACGAGUUGGCAGACUCUGUUAUAAAAUGAAUAGUUAGUUUGUAGUUGUAUGUAUGAGAGAAAUUACAACACCCUGUAUAUGAAAGAGGUUAAUUAAUUUCAGUUAUUACUUUUUGUACAAAGAUUCUGGUGUAAACUUCCAUAUUUUUUGGAAAGCACGAUGAAAAAAUAUUGACUUUAAUAAAGUUGUAUAGAAGUGAUUGUCUAUAUCACACACUGUCAAAAUACAGAUAUCAUCUCGGCCAAAUAUAUAUAACCUUUCUCAUUAUAGUUUGUCAGCAAACAUGUAAAUAAGUAGCAAAUAUCAUUUGUUGACUCCAUAUUUACAAAUACCGCAUCACAAUCUGAGUAAAACCAGAUCUAAUUUAAUGAAACACAGCAUACCAAGACUUACCGGUAUCACAGGUGCCUGACUCGUUUUUUAAAAUAAUGACAUAUAAGAGUACAUAUAAAUGAGAUUUUAUAUGUACUCUUAUAUGUUAUUAUUUUAUAAAACGAGUCAGGCACCAGUGCCAUUAUUAACUUAAUCUGGCAUUAAUCAGAAAGGUCAUUUUUUUUCCAAUGUAAAUGAAAAAUGGAAAUUUCUGAAAAUAAUUAUAAUACUGUAACUAUACAGGUAAUUUACUGGUUAAGUAUAAACCUAUAGACAGCUAAUUAGAGAUCUAUUAGAAGUUCAUUAUUAAGUUUAUAGCUGUGUCUGUCAUCAUCACGAUCAUUAAAAGAAAGUGCAUUCAUGGUGUCAUUAACCUCACAUUUUGUUUUGUAUUCCUAAUUUAUCACACAUUCUUAAUAGACCUAUUUAUCUAUCAUCGUUAGAAAUUAUUAUUUUUUACAUAGAUUAUUUAACUCUGACAGUAAACAGUUUAGGUACAUGUAGUGUAAGAUGUAGCCAUGUCUUAUACAAACAUAUUGGCAAUAAUGGUAUAACUUGUCUCUCACGUCCCUUACUAUAAUCAUUUUUCAGUCCUCAUUGUUUUGUUACUCGGAUGAUGUUUCUGAUGUUAUAUAUUACAGUACUUGAUAACCUGUUGUAGUGUUACCUGUUUGUGACGGUUUAUAGAAUUUUCUGUAUUUUUAACCAGAUUCAUAUAUAUUUUUCUUUAGAAACAGCAGCUUUGAGAUUUAUUGGAAAUUUGUUGUGGAUUCAUAGUGAAAUAUACCAGUCAAAUUACGGUAUGAAAAUUGAAGAACAUGUAACGGGCUAACUAUUAUAGACACAUUAACUGGGUUUUAAAUUUCAAUUACAGUUUAAUACCUUAAUUCUUAACUUGAUGAUAUUGCAUAUUCACUGACUUGUUAAUUAACGUAAGAUAACAAACAGACCUUUAAGAUACUAUAAAACGUAUCCGUAUAAGUAUUGUCUAAAAGAAUUGAACACUUGUGAUAACAUCUUACUGAAAAUAUUUUCUAGGUGAUAUCAGAAUUAUUCUGAUAAUGGUUUCGAUUUUUCAGUUCUUGCAGAAAAUCUGAUGUUUGUGUAAAACAUUCAUUUUUGGUCCACAUGGUUAUAUUAAUGUACACAGAACAAGUUUACCUCGAAAGAAAAUGGAGUGUUUGAUAAGUUAUAAUACUUGUACAUGGUGUUUCUCGCUAGCGAACAUAUUUCGGGAAGUUUUUUUCGUACAGGAUCUGACAUGAGAUUCCAUCUGAUAUAGAACUGACUCAGAUGUAAAUCAAGACUUCGUAAGAGAAAGAUUUGUAUCAUAAGGUAUACUGGCUAGCAGGAAACUUAAAAACCGAGAGAGAUCUACCAAAUGUGUCGUAUACAUCAAGAAUCAUUUUUGAAAACACACAUUGGUCACAUGUUUCCGAGUUAUGUGGUUGGAGACUCCAGUUUUUCGAGUCAGAUUUACCUGUAGGAGACUCCAGUUGUUUUUGAUCAAAUUUGAUCACUUUACCACAUAAAGCUAUACAUAGGUCAAAUUAGUUGCAAUUUUUUCAGAUAGGGGUCACUGUAAACACUUGUUUUUGUGAUUUGUAUUACAGUUUCCCCAGAAUGAAAAGUUAGAAAGGGAUGACAAGGUUAGAACUAGUUAUUGAAAACAAAAUGUUCAUCUGACUACGAUAAAGGACCUCUUUGAUGAUCAGUAUACCUUAAUGUGCCCAGGUAAGGAAAAUCCCUUAAAAUUUUCCAUAUUAUUGGAUUUAAGGGGGAAAAAUCUUAGUUAUGGAAAGUUCCUUAUAUAUAGUUUCAUUUUUUUUCAAAUUUCCUGAAGUUAAGGAACAUUGAUGAAACUAUGGACUGGAUAUUUCGCUGAAGAUUUAAUGGUGAAGGUUUUCCAGGUUUAGUAAGAUUACUAAAUACACAAAAUUACCAGAGUGAUAUUUACAGAGGGAAAUUCACCUGCCACAAUGAGACAAAUCAUGUGGAUUCACAAGAUUGGAAAACAAAUUUUAGGAUCCUGAAACCGUCACCUUUAGAAAUAUAAUUAUCUAUCUCUUCCAGUAAGGCAGGGAUGAUGUAAACAGAACAUUUCUUAAAAAAAUAUUUUGUUUGAUUUACGCUUGAAUACUCUUAAAUCUCCAAUAAUUCAAGAUGACUGGGGUAAAUAUCAAUAGAUUGUUGUUUAACAAGAAAGUCAGGUUUUCAGACUUACAUCAUGACUUUGUGAUAUUUUUGUUAACUUUGUAUGUAUACAUUGUGACUUAACAAACUAGUUUAUAAUGGGCGAUUCUUUUCCUGUAAUUAUGUAUUUCAUUCUGAAUCUCAAAAUUAAAAUUUUGCAUAUAUUUCAGUAAAUUAACAUAAACUUAAAAGCAUGUCAAUUAGGUCGUAUGGUAAACAUAAUCCCACAUUAUGAAAAUCUGUGAUAUAUAGAUAUACAAUGUGUAUUCUAUGCAAAUGAUAUUAACUUGCCAUUGAUGUGUAAAGCUGUACCAGUUUAGAUACAGGCACGCUUUUGUUCGGUUAUGUUCUAAGUGGGAGUUUUGUGUGCUGUGAUCCAUUUGUUUGAGGAUCAUAAUGACAAUAACAACAAGCAUAGAUUUUUUUAGAACCUAGGAAAGUAUAUAGCCUCAGUUCCGGUCUGGAUCAUGUCUACAUCAGAAAAAUAUUACAAAAUUAUAUAAAGGUUAAAGUGUAAUAUUUGUCCUUGUUAAAAUAAAUGAAUAUACCUAGACUAAUAUCAUCUAUAUAUGAUAAAAUGUACUUCAAAAUAAUUGAUUUAAAUUUUAAAAUAAAUACAUGUUAGAUAAAACAUAAUGUGCAGAUAUUGUAAAAUCUUGUAUAACAUUGUGAACAUGGGAUUAAGUUAUAGACAAAAUGAGUGGAGAACAAAGUUUUAAUGAAUGUGUUGUAUGUAAUGAAAGAAAAUUCUAUAAUAAGUAGUUAAUGUCACAAGUGCUUCAUUUAACCAGGGAAACUGUUAACAUCCAUGUUUAUAAACAGCCAAAGUGUCCUUUGAGAAUUAAAGUCUUCCAUUACUGAGUG